CACAGGCACUUAGGGAAAAAAGAGAGAGAGAGAUGAGCUGGGGAGGAAGGUUUCUGGUGCACCACAUAACUGGCCCUCUUCCAAUUAAAGAAGAGAGCUUAUGUUAUUGAAGAGCAGCUUAGCCAAUCAGGAGGCAGUGCUAGGCAAAGACAGGAGGGGAAAGCAGCAGAGCGAGUGGGCAAGAGGAAGGGGGAAGAAAAAAAACUGCAGUGUUGUCUCCGAGCCUGUGGAGAAAGGGAAGAGCGUGGUGUCCAGGAAAGAGCGACCUACACAGAAGGAUUCCAGACUGACGACGUUCUCACUGUGAUUGCCUCCAGCCACUGUUCAAGGAUCGAGAGUUUGGCUGGGCCGUGCGUGCAGCCUAAAUGACGAAGUUCAACUUGUUCAGGCAUCAGACAUCACCCAUGGUCGCUGCUAAGCCAACGGGGGCCAGUGCCUUGACUGUGACCCCAGCCCCCGUCGCAUCAGUCUCUAGCGACAACUCCACCGAACCGAUCGACAAGAACGACGCCUUCGACGAGAUCAAAAACAAGUUCCUGAAUGAAAUCGACAAGAUCCCACUGCCAUCCUGGGCCAUCAUCGCCAUCGCCGUGGUCGCUGCUCUACUCAUCCUAACGUGCUGCUUCUGCAUCAUCAAGAAAUGCUGUUGCAAGAAGAAGAAGAACAAGAAGGGCAAGAAGGGGAAGGGUGACAUGGGAAUGAAGAACCUGAAAGGCGGAGAGAAACUACAGGAUGACGAUGAAGAGGAAGAUGACGUGGAACCCGGGCUGACUGGGGACGAGAAAGAGGAGGAGGUGAAGGAGAAGGAGAAGCUGGGGAAGCUGCAGUACUCCAUUGAUUACGACUUCCAGGAGAACAAGCUGACUGUGGGAAUCCUGCAAGCCGCCGACCUCCUCUCCAUGGACAGCGGCGGCACCUCUGACCCCUACGUCAAGGUCUUCGUCCUCCCUGAUAAGAAGAAGAAGUACGACACAAAGGUCCACAAGAAAACACUCAACCCCGUCUUCAAUGAGACCUUCGUCUUCAAGAUCCCAUUCCAAGAGAUGGGCGGGAAGUGUCUGGUCAUGUCCGUCUUUGACUUUGAUCGCUUCUCCAAACAUGACGUCAUCGGAGAGAUUAAAAUACCCAUGAACAGCCUUGACCUGGCUAAGCCAAUUGAGGUGUGGCGAGACCUGGACAGCGCAGAUCAAGAAGAGCCGGAGAAGCUGGGUGACAUUUGCAUCUCCCUGCGUUACGUCCCCACUGCUGGAAAACUCACCAUCUGUAUUCUGGAGGCUAAGAACCUGAAGAAGAUGGACGUGGGCGGACUGUCAGAUCCCUACGUGAAAAUCAACCUGCUGCAGAAUGGCAAGAGGCUGAAGAAGAAGAAGACGACGGUGAAGAAGAACACUUUGAAUCCGUACUACAAUGAGUCCUUCAGCUUUGAGAUUCCCAUUGACCAAAUGCAGAAAAUCCAAGCCGUGAUCACCGUGCUGGAUUACGACAAGAUUGGCAAGAACGACGCCAUCGGGAAGAUCUGGGUGGGAAGCAAGUCCACGGGGGCCGGGCUCAAACACUGGUCCGACAUGCUGGCCAACCCCCGUCGUCCCAUCGCCCAGUGGCAUCCGCUGCAGCCGGAGGAGGAGGUGGACGCUUCCCUCGCAGCCCUGACGGCCAAGAAGUAAACCCCACCAGACCACAUCGUCCCCACCCGCACCUCUCUUCCCCACGCAUCCUCCCAUCAGGCCCCACAUAUCAGUGUAUAUUCCAGAAGAUCAACCCCCUCCCCCCCUCCUCCUCCUCCUCUCGACUUUACAUCCACUCCCCCACCCUCCUCUUCCUCCUCCUCCUCCUCUCCCACUGCCACCUUUGAAAAGAUCCAUAGAUACCAUUCGACAUGAUGGGGAAAUAUAGUUUAAAAAAAAUAGCAUCAUGUUAUAUUAGGUCGUGACAAAAGAAGACAAGUUAUCAGGAUGGACAGAGACUCCGUUGAUUUCCUUUAAAUCUAUUUUUGUAUUGGGGUUGUGGUUCCAUUAAUAAGAAUACAGAGGAGACUAUAAAGAACAGGUAGAGUGCUAUACGGGAAUCUGGUGAUAGAGGGGAUAAAACAUAACGUUCACUCAUAGUGUUCUUCUCAGCCCUUCCCUUUAGUGACACAGUUUGCUUAGAAUAGCGCUUAAUAAUAAAAUGCUUUAUACUGCCAUAGGACAGAGAAAUAACACAAGCAGGUCCAUUCCUUCGGUGUAUCGUGCACCAUGUUUCACACCUGCCAGUGAUCAUACUAGAUGAUUCUGUUAGUUUGAAGUACAUUCCUAGAGCUGGGUAGCCAGUAGGGAUAAGCACAUAUCCGGUUACCCACAAACACACUGCCGUUUUCGAUUCGUUAACACGCCCACCCUUCGUCUCAGGAAAACUGAGAGGAAACUGAAGCUCCAUGCCUUUUUUUCUAAACGGGUCGUUAUUAUUAUUCUUAUUCUUCGUAUUAUUGUUAUUAUUCUACUCCUCCACUUGACGGGAAAAGAAAUGUCGGAUUUUCAAAAACUUCCCUUUUCGGUGACGUAAGGCUCAUGACUAGUGCUAGUUUAUCCAUGAAAUGGAAUAAAUCAGGGGAGAGGGAGGAAAGGAUGGAUUUUCGGUUUUAAAAGAAAAUAAGCGUGUGUGUGUGUGUGUGUGUGUGUGUGUGUGUGUGUGUGUGUGUGUGUGUGUGUGUGUGCGAAAAGAGGCUGCGUCUGUCGUGUGAACAACAAAAAGCGAGGAAAUAUCAGAGCGGGUGCAACAGAGACUGAUUCCAACCACCAAACGACAUGAUAUUUACAGAGUGUCGAUUACUGCCCGCAGUCCACCACCAACCACCCCCACCCUCCUCCUCCUCCUCCCCCAACGCCUCCGAUUCUGUAUCUCACUUGUUCAGUGCUACUGCCAUUAGUCAUGGACUUGACACAAGGGUUUUACUUCAAAGAAAUCCCUAUAACCGUCUUACAGUCAUAAAGGAGACAAGCCUUCCAAGUAACAAAAUAAGCAAUUUUCAACUACCAGGGACGCCUUCCAGUCAGCGGUGUUGUUCUCUUCAUUUCUCUCUUCUCCUCUUUUUUCCCUCUUUGUUUUUUGUCUUUUAUUGAUCCAGCUGUAUUUAUUUUUCCCAUUUUAUUCCUCAAGCACUUUAAAAUCCAAAUGUUACGUUUAAGUACCCUCAGAAACCAGAGCUUUAAUUGUUUGUGUUAAGAUUAGCUGGGUUUAAACAAAAACAACAAAAAAAAGCGAGCGAGGGAGUGCGUUAUAUUUGCUUUUUUUGUUUUAUGCCUCAGCUUUUUUUUAUGUGUUUGCAUAUUGCGUUCCUCACUUGAUUGAAAGGAAAUGGUCUGGAAGAAGGCACUGAUCCGUGUGUAUUUGAAUACACAGCUUACCAAACUGUCGAAUUUAAUUGCACUACUGGGUAUUAAUUCUGUUCUGUGAUUGUGUAAUUAUUUUUUUAUUUUUUUCUCGUGGUAAAAUGUUGUGAGGUUUGAAUUUUUUCUGUGGCACAACAGACAGGUCUGCACAUGGACCGGAUCUAAUGCUGCUCAUCCACAGAAUGUCAUCGAUUCAUUUGGAAAUUAAUAUUCCAACCGUCCUGUGACAAAAUCCAAUUCCUGAAAUAAAUUGGCGAAAAAACCUAAUUGGAAAUUAAAAAUCCUGCUGCUGGGACUCCAGAGAACCUCAAUUAAAAUCUGUGUGUGAGCACCAACAGCGAAAAACUAUACGUGGACUGUAAAAUAACAAAAAUACAUGUAAAUCAAAAGCAGUCAACACCACUGUUUCCUUUUUUUUAAUUUAAUGAAUGUUGGCUCUUGUAUCUUUCUCUCUGUUGGAAAACUCUUUAUGUUUUUAUAACCAAACACAGACCAUGGUCACGUUUCUGUUUUACUCGCCAUCGUCCUUCUUUCCUUUUCCGUUGAUGAAGCAACACUAAAGAAAAGGCAACAUGGAAGCAAUCAAGCAAACCCAUCAGUGUGUAGUUUUGCCUAUAUACAUAGUUCAUACACGUUGAUACUGCAUGUUUAUACAAAAAUACUGUACAUAAGAGCAUGUUUUAGAGACGAAGCAAAAAUAUCUCGUGUACGUAAGUGGGUGUCAUUUGUCAUUUUAAUAACACGACGAAGGGGAUUAAAAGAAAAAAAAAGAUGCACUGUAUAUUUUCUAAAUGAAACAAAUGUGUAUUUAUUUUCCAUGAGGGUCAUUGGAGAGAAUGUCAUACAGUACAGCUAUUACAGGACUAUUACUAAUAAGAACCUUUCCACGCCUGAAAAAAAAAAGCAAGUGUGUCGUCCAGUACCGUGUGUGAGUUCAUGUAGGAUGAAAAUGUAGCCGCAUGCUUGCUAUCUAAUUCCUUGUGAUCAAAAUUUUAUUUUAUUUUUUUAUUUGAUGCCAUUUAUCUUCCAUAUAUAUGUUUUCUUUCAGCUUUUAUCUGAAGGCCACUGUUUGACUUAUUUUUUUAAAUGUCAUUGCUGUUAUUACUUUUUUUUAUAUGUUUUGGAUUUUUAAUAUUUGCAAUCUGGGGUUGUCCAAGUCCAUAAGAUUUUUCUAACAGCAGAUUUGGCGAUUUAUGGUGUUUUUUUUUGUUGUUGUUUUUUUCAGAAAUAACUACAGAGAAGAAGGUUGAAUAAUUCUGCAAUCUGUAGGUGGAUUGUAGGAGUUAUUAUUUGUGCCAGUACAAACCCAGAAUCAAGUCUGUUGGAUCAUAUCUUUAUGUACAAUUCAUUUCCAGGGGCCAAAAAAAGAUGAAUAAUCCCAUUCCGGUGAACACAAACCACUUGGAAUCCCUUCUUCUCUCCGUCUUUUCCUUUUUCUCUUCUUUUCUUUUUACCGUGUCUAUUUAAACGACCUGAAAACCCUCCACGACUGUGUCUCUUUUACUGUGUUGAUUAUACAAUAACGUGUACGUGUAUUAUACAAGAUAAAUGAAUAAGAUAAAAACUAAAGCCAUAAAACUCAAGCACUAACUCUUUAGAGCUCAGCUGAGUAGCUGGAGUUUAUUUAAUAAUGAAAAAGAAAAAAGAAUAUCUGACGUCUUUGUUUGUUUUUGUUUCUUUCCUCGGCCAGUGUUUCUCUCUUUUACAUUCCGCUCAGAGGUCUUUGUUCAUCGAGGGGGCGAACUCCACGUCACUGUACAUACGUGAGCGUCGGGAACAGUUGUGACUUUAGUAGAGUGACUGUGUGUUUUUCUACUUUCAGAGCUGUUGAUGUCCUUGUUUCAUAGAGGUAGCUGAUUUUACAGUAUUGUGAUUAGUAAUGUAUAUGCCUUGUUUUGAUAGUAUGAAUACUAGAUACAAUACCACUCCUCACUAAUACUGCGAAAAUGAUAUUAUAUAUAUAUAAAUACGAGAGUGUGUUCUAUUCUUGGGCCGAGUGCAAUUUAUGAACCAGACUGGGUCGCUCUUUAAGUUUCUCUUCUGCCACUUCAGCAGCAGAUUGUGCUCGUGACGACAUGUACAGUUAAAAAAAACACUCCGCUGCUGACGUGACGCCACUUUGCAAACGUCUCAAACGAUUAAGUGUCGAGUUCCGACGACAUCGAAGCAAACGAGAGAGAAACUUGAACGAGUGUCGCUCCAGGUCUUAGGUCUGAAUCCCUCCCAUAGAACUAUGCAUUAAGUUAUGAUUUUCACAACUACAUGGCAUAGUAUGAAAAUAAUAUAAAAAUGUAUAUGACAAUAUAUGAAGUUAUGUGGGUUACAAGAAAUAGUUUUUAAAUUUGUAGAGAAAUGUCCUCUCUGGCAAAGAGUUAGAUUAGAAGAUCGAUACGAGUCCCACGUGCUUAAUAUGAAGAUGGAGCCAGGAGAUGUUAGCUUAGCUUAGCAAGAAUACUGGAAACGGAGGGAAACAGUUAGCCAGAUAAAAUACAGCUGUCAGCAUCUGUAAAGGAAGACUCCAGGAAGUUAUCGCAUUGGGACAGGAAGUAGCUGGACUUUUAGAUUGUAGUGUUGAUUUUUUAAAUUAUUUAUUUAUUUAAAAAAUAUAAGAUAUAACCUUUAUUGUUUGUUUUGUUUGUUUGUUUGUUUGUUUUUGUUUGUUUGUUUAAAAACGAGACAUAGCAUUUAAAUCAGCUUUUUUCCCGUUCUACGUGCAAAGCUCAGCUAACUGUGUCCUGGCUCCACACAAAUCAAUCAAUAAUCAAUCUUCUCAUCUAACUCGUCCCAAAUCUCCAUUUCUUCCAGUUUACCUCUUGAGUUUUUUUCCUCUGAAGUAAACUGCCUCCUCUCUCGCCCCCCCCGGGAACAAUCGUCAGCUCUGCCGUGCGACGCUGACGCACUUGAUAUCUAAUGCAAUAUUAUAAUGUCCCAUCAAUACUGACUGUGACCAAAUGAUGCACUGAUGAGUGUAAUUCCAGAUUUUCAGAAAUACUGCCACUGCCUGGUGACAGUCGCCUGCGUCGGUUCGACGUGAACGCGUCGCGCGACGAGGCGAAUGUGAUCACGGGUAAAUUUACAGCACACUUCUUUGUUUCCUUUCACUGCUCGGGGUCACCGCAGUCACAUGACCAUGAAGUUCUAUGGGGGACUGGGAGCUGUGUGUGUGUGUGAGUGUGUGAGUGUGUGAGUGCGUGUGUGCGUGCGUGUGCUUUAAUAGAUAUAGGCCCUUUAGCAGACACGGUGCAAAAACACAACACUGGAAUAUUAUGAUUACAAUAUACAGUACAGGUCUGCAUGCAUUGGUCACAUUGCUCAUCGUUCAACGUGCAUCUCUCUCUCUGUGUGUGUAACCAUCUGAAAUCCGGGGGGGGGGGUUUAGCGUGUUCUGUCGAUUUAUCGGCGUAGACGUACGAACAGACGUUCUGCACAAAUGCAUCUGAAACUGUGGCGUUCCAGCUGUGCCAGGGCAGGUUUUUAGAGCACCGGUCACACAGCAGCCAUUUGUUGUUUUCCUCUCCUGUUUUUUGUUUUAAACAAACGCUGGGAUUAAAAAAAAAAAAAGGGAACUCAUCCUCCACCCUGUCAAACUGUGUCGAGACGCCUGUCAGCAGGUAAAGACACGGCUCUGAAACACGCCGUCUUGUCUCCUCUAUUACUCGCUGUAUUUCUUCUUUGUAUCCUUGUGCACAUGUGUAAUCACUCCUUGUGUCUUUUCUUGUUCUUUUUCUUACUUCGAAUCUUGUGAUGUGUACGUCUAAUGUAGAAUGCAGGACUGUGUUUGAAUCGAUGCCGGAGAUGUGUCACCACGACGUUUCCAGGUUUUUUUUCCGUUUGUGUCCUUGUCCUGUUUAUGUGUUUUUCCAGCGAUGUCCCAUCAGUAUUGCGAUGCUGAACAGGAAGCGGACUCAUCGGGCUCCCCGGUGAAUCGGCUUUCGCUGAGCGUAAAAGAAUGCCGGCCUUCAUGUUUACAACAUGGACAUACUGUAUACUGCCAAACAUGCAGGACCGAACCAAACUCCCCCUCUUGAGCGCUUAGUCCUCCACCUCGUCCCUGAUGCAACUGUAUUCUCAAGACUCUUUUGGUUUGACUUCCUUUUUUUCCCACCUCUUUCUCUUCUUCGUCAUCUUUUAGAGCAUCGGAGGGCAGCCGGGUUGUGUCCUCUAGCUGUGUUUCUUCGUGUCUAGUGUCGUGGUGCGCGUGUUCAUGUCAGUACUUGUGCCUACUGUGGAUCGCAUGCUUUAGCCCUUGACUGGACACAAACGUUGCUCACAAACUCCUCUUGACCCUUGUGUGGACAAACGUUGGGGAUCCUUAUAAAGUCAUCAAGGGAACCAAAUAACUUAUUACAAAUUUAUCAUAUGUGUUACCAGUUCUGUAAAAAAACAAAUAGGAAAUAAAGGCCUUUUAAUUACCAUGA
Messenger RNA from Hippoglossus stenolepis (Pacific halibut), 7786 nucleotides. RefSeq names its product synaptotagmin-2. Gene Ontology annotation, biological process: regulation of calcium ion-dependent exocytosis; cellular response to calcium ion; synaptic vesicle endocytosis. Gene Ontology annotation, cellular component: synaptic vesicle membrane; axon; dense core granule. The transcript has 11 exons. Bases 366 to 1664 code for a protein of 432 amino acids. NCBI's taxonomy places the organism in Eukaryota, Metazoa, Chordata, Actinopteri, Pleuronectiformes, Pleuronectidae. The record is from RefSeq and is a predicted model, not a curated record. Gene Ontology annotation, molecular function: syntaxin binding; clathrin binding; calcium ion binding.